This is a messenger RNA of Cotesia congregata, 1266 nucleotides long. NCBI's taxonomy places the organism in Eukaryota, Metazoa, Arthropoda, Insecta, Hymenoptera, Braconidae. The record is from the annotation of a GenBank genome assembly.
AUGUGCUUGAGGAUAUUAGUUAUGUUUUUAUUAAAACCAAUCGGUGGUGAAAAUAAAAUAACAAAACUAAUGAUUUUUAUAUCAUAUCUACUGUUACUUCAAUUAGUUAGUGGAUUCAAUAGCCAAAGAUCUAUGUACUCAACAAUCAAUUCAACAAGCUCUCACGGUAACUUUAUGAUUACACGGAUUUUACCAGACGGUCAAGUACAAAAGACUGUCAAGUGGAAUGGGAUUUGCGGCAAAGAGACAAUAGUUAGUUGGGGAGAUAUAAAUGUCACUUUGAGAGAGAUUGGGGCAAACCAGAAGAAGCUACAAUUGAUAUACGAAGGAGAUAGCUUAACUGACUGUGUAGACGAUAGACCAAUUGAUCAGGAUAUUUGUUAUGAUAGUGAUGACGAUGAUGAUAGUGUCUGGACGGGUGACAUUCAAGAGAAAUUUCAAAUUCUUGAUCAAGUUGAAGCGCCACGUGAAAUUAAAUGGAUUGAAUCACAUGAUAAUCUUCAUCGUCGUUGUCAUCUUAUAAAAUCUCAAACAAGAAAUCUAGCGUUACGACAACAUCUUAAACACAGGAUAGUAGAGAGAAGUCUUCAACAGAUGGUAAUAGCGCCAGGAACGAAAUGGUGUGGUCCACAUCGAACUGCUUCUUCUUAUAAAGAACUUGGGGGCUUGAACAGCGUUGAUAGAUGUUGCAGACGACAUGAUCACUGUUAUCGAGCUAUUCCACCUUUUUCCGAACGUUAUAACUUCUGGAAUUACAUGCCAUUUACACUGAGUCACUGUGGAUGUGAUCAAAGGCAAGGUGAAAAUAUCACAAAAAUAAUAAAGAGAUUGCGACGACAUGGACGUCGAAAACGUCGAAAUAGGCGUGAACUUUUUCUGAUGCCUGGUACUCAGUGGUGUGGACGAGGAAAUCGUGCUACUAAAUAUACAAAUCUCGGUGGUUUUGGUAAAGCUGAUGCUUGCUGUCGAAGACACGAUACUGCUUGUCCGUUUUAUAUUCCUGCUUUUGAAACACGCUAUGGCCUCUUCAAUUGGGGCAUUUCCACGCUCAUGCAUUGCACUUGCGACGAGCGCUUUCGAACGUGUUUAAAAAUGGCAAGAACAUCAGCAGCUAAUUUUAUUGGAAGAAUUUUUUUUAAUGUUGUACAGACUAAGUGUUUUAUUUUAAAACCUCAAAAAGUUUGUGAAAAAUCUUCAUGGUGGGGAAAAUGUGAAAAAUAUCAGUAUCGAAAACAAGCACAUUUGCGUAAUAACAUAUCGUAUUAA